Molecule: messenger RNA, 1353 nt
Organism: Rotaria socialis
Lineage: Eukaryota; Metazoa; Rotifera; Eurotatoria; Philodinida; Philodinidae
Source: the annotation of a GenBank genome assembly
AUGGAAAACGAUCAAUUGUCAACUUCGGUCUCACCUUUAGCAUUAGGUGGUGCCAUAACAGGCAUUUUUGUGCUUAUUUUUUCAAUUAUUUAUUUAUUUGUUCGAUCACCUUCAUCGUCAGAGACGGAUGAAACUGAAAAGCCAAGUAAAACAGAGAAUGAUCGAAAAAAGUCAGCACCAAAAUCGACAACAACAAAGCCCAUAAAGCAAGAUACAAAAGUAACAAAUAAAUUUGCACAUCCAUGGUUAUGUGCAUCAUUACGAGCUCAUUCAAGUUCAGUAACUGGAUUAAAUUUUAGUCAUAAUGAUAAAUAUCUUGCAUCAGUUGCUGAAGAUGAUAGUGUUCUUUUAUGGCCUACAAAAGAUUUUGAUGGAAAAGAACAUAAGCAUACUCGAGUUAAUAUUGCAUUUGAUCAAGCCAAUCGUGUCAUAUUUAGUCCGGAUGGAAAAGCAUUUCUUGUUAAUUUAUUAAAAGAAAAUGUUAUUCGUGUAUACAAAUUUGAAAAACGUGCCGAUGGCUUAAUAACAAAUGCUCAUGCUGUGUUAGAUUUUCCUAAAAAAAAUGAAAGUCCUAUUAUUUCUAUUGGUAUUGCUUGUACUGGAAAAUUUAUUAUAUCAGCAGAAGUUAACAAUAAAAUUGUUUUAUACGAUACUAAAGGUGAAGUUCUUGAUACAAUUGAAACUCAUCAAGGUCAUUUAACGUAUGCUGCUGUAUCUCCAUGUGGUCGAUUUUUUGGUUCAUCUGGUUUUAUGAGUGAUGUGCGAUUUUACGAAGUUUGUUUUGAAAAAUCCAAUGGAAAUUUCAAAGAAACUCGAAAAGCAUUCGAUCUUAAAGGACACAAUGCUCAAGUUUCAUGUUUUAGUUUAAAUAAAGAUUCAACACGUGCUGCAACUAUAUCAAAAGAUAAUACAUGGAAAUUAUGGAAUACCGAUGUUGAUUAUCUUCAUAAACAAGAUCCAAAAUGUCUAUAUACGGGCAAAUUAUCAUACAAUAUUGAAGAUUUAGGUUUAAUUGUUCUUUCACCCGAUGCUUUAUCAGUCGCUAUUUCAAUCGAUAAUCGUAUUAUGUUUUAUAAUUUAAGUAAUGAGGAAAAAAAAUGUGAACAAGAUAUUGAAAAUUCUCAUUCAGACACUAUUCGUGUAUUAAUUAUGGAUGGCACAGGAAGAUAUGUAGCAUCUGCUGGUGACCGACAGAUACGAGUAUUUCAUAAUAUCGCUGAAUUAAAAGGGUUAAUUGAUGAUUUAACAGAAAAAGCUCAUACAGCAAAACAAUUAACAUUAAAAGAACGCAUGGAAGAACAAAUACACGAUGCAAUGUCAAAAAUCGAUAAAAUUUUAAAUGGUGCUUCUUAG